AUGGCGCAGGAGCUGUUCUCCGAGAUGGCGGCCGGGAAGGAGGCCGGCAGCCGCCAACCCACCUCACCGCGGCGCUUUGCCCCCGUCAGGGUAUCAAGCCGCGCACAGGCCUCGCUGGUAAGGGCCAAGUUCCGGAGCACUCUCGCUAGAUCUAGGGGGGCGGCACCCCCCGCUUCGCUCUCCGACCUCGCAGACAGAACGCUCACGAGCUUCGACGAGACCGACCUCGAGCUGGCCCUGCAAGCGGGCCAGCUGACCGCGGACCAGCUCAAGAUCAAGAACCCAACGACCACACCCGCAUCGGCCUCCACCACCAAAACGAAAGCUAGGACGGCUGCCACCACCAGGAACAAGAAAAACAAGAAGAGUCCCCACGUGGCCGACCAGAAGACGGCUGCUGCUGCCGCGGCACCCAAGCAUUCUGCGGGACCCCCUACCCUUGCCUCCUCCUCCUCCUCCUCCUCCUCCUCCUCCUCCUCCUCCUCCUCCGGCGACCCCUCGUCGGUGAUCACGACCACCACCACGAAGAACGCUCGGGGGAAGGAAAGGGGCUCCGCAGAUGUGGGCAAGAACAAGACGAAGGGGGGGAGGGGGCAGCCGUCUCCCGCUGCAGCGAAAGGCGGUGCGGCGGGGGGGAGUGCCCAGGGCGGUGCCAAGCAUGGCGGUGCCAAGACAACAUCCACCACCACCACCACCACCGCUUCCGGGAAGGAAAAACUACAGCGCGGAGGCAGUGGCGACGCGGAGACGGCUACUGGUGGGCAGAAGAAGGAGAAGGUGGAGAGAAAGGCGGCGCCCGCGUCUAGGGCGGGGGAGAUGGGCCGCUUCUGGGCGGCCUCGACCCUGCUGCAGGAGUCGCUAGCGUGCAACUACACGGCCGGGGCGGAAAUAGUGUUGGACACGAUGAGCAAUGAGGGGCUGUGGGCGACAACAAGUACGUACAACACUUUCCUGUGGUACUUCCGUCAGGAGAGAGAUGCAAAGGGGGCGUUGUCGAUGCUGCAGAGCCUACGCGAGAGCGAGAACGUCAAGCCUGAUCAGUCUUCCUACACUCUCGCCAUUCAGGCGUGCGUGUGGUCAGGGAGCCGCGUGGAGGAGGCGUGGGCCAUAGUCGAGGAGGCGGAGGCGGUGGCAACGGGGGGGGACUCCUCGUUCGCCAGCAAGGACCUUCUCGACGCUCGCCUCGUGCUCGUACAGGCCGUAGGCGGCGACGUCUUGCAAGGGCUGAAGGAGAUGUCGGAGAGGGGGGUCACCGCAGACGAGAGCACCAUGUUGGGCGUGAUUGAGGCCUGCGCCCAGCGCGGGGACGCGGCCGGCGCUCUGGACAUCCUCCAGAUGAUGCGAGGGGCCGCCGCCGCCGCUCGCUCAGCUUCAAGAAAGAAGAAGAAAGGAUCAGCGGCGACGACGGCAGUGUGUCCCCGACCGUCAUACCGAUCCUACCUAGCGGCGCUGACCGCGUGCUCGGCCGCCGCCGCCGGGGACGACGGUGGCGAAGGCGGCGGGAGCGGCGACGGGGUGCGCGGGGACUGGCGGGCUGCGAAGGAGGUGCUGCGGAUGAUGUGGGAGGACGAGGCGGCGAGGGCGGCCAAGGGGGACGUCGCUGUACCUGGCACGUGGUCGACAGAGCUCCAGGAAGCCCUGAGCUUGGGGCCCUCCCACGUGACCAUGCCGGCCGUGCCGGACGCGGCGUGCUACCAGCUGGCCAUGGAGUGCUGCGUCUCCGGCGGCCGCAACGACGAGGCCCUGGGCCUGCUCUCCGAGAUGGAAGGCCGGGGGCUGAGCCCCAACGAGGCCGCACUCCGCGCGCUCAUCCGGGGCUUCGCGCUGGAAGGAGUUGUUGCUGAUGGGGGGGGAGGGGGCCCCGCGGCGGAUAGGGAGAGGGCGGAGCGGAGGUGGAGGGGGGUGGAGAAUGCUCUCGGGGUGUUCGAGGAGCUCGCGGAGAGGUUCGACCCGCCGUCGAGGGCUUCCUUCGAGCAGGCGAUCGACGCUUGCGUUUCCCACCCGGACGGCCUUCAGCACGCCGGCGACCUCAUCUCCAGGAUGAAGAGCGUUGGCCACGAUCUACAGGCCGACCACUACAACGUCCUCAUCCGCGGCUUCGGGGACGCGCGGAACCUGGGGGCCGCGCUGAACGUCUUCCAGACAAUGCGGGAAGGUGUGGCGGUCGGGGGGCCCGGGGGUGGGGCGCGAAGCCGCACGCUGGGGUGGGAGGUGGAGGAGGACAUGUUCGCGGCCCUUGUAGGAGCUUGCACCAGGAGCGGGGAAGCGGAGAACGUGUCUGAGGCUAUCGGAUUCCUGCGGAUGAACGGGGUCAACCCUCCGAGCGAGAUCCUCAGCUACCUACAGAACGAAGAGUUCGAGUCAGAGCUUUACGACGAGAUCUUCGGGGAGAAGGAUCGCCUAGCGGGCAAGGCCAAGGAGCAGCGCUCCCGAGGCCGCAAGUACGGCACGCACGCGCUCGCCGCUCACCUCAUCGGUGGCAGCGGUGGAGGGAUGGUUUCUGGCGCGGGGGGGAGCAGUAGCAGUGGCGGAGAGGACGGCGGUGAGGUCGGCGGCGGCGAGCGGGGGGGGGCGGCGGGGGGUGCUUCCGCUGGUCGUCUUCGCGGGAACGGGGCGGCAGGGAACAACAAGAAGAGGGAAGAAGAAGAAACGUUUGCCGAGGCGGUGAGGGACAUCCUCCGGCGGGCGGAGGAGCGGCGCAAGAGGGUGGAGCGGGUGGAAGAGGACGGCGGGGCCUUCCCGGCCAACCCGCGGCACCCGGUCGGCUGGGUCGGAACUUUUACGGAGACCUUCACCCACGCGGAGCGGAAAGAGGAGGCCCUCAAGCGGCGGGCCGGAGAAGCGCGCUCCCGAGAGCGCCGCCUGAAGCGCCGGGAGGCCGAGCGACUAGCCGCAGUAGCGGCAGGAGGAGGAGGAGGAGGAGGGGCGCCCCCUGCGGGUCGUAGCGGCAGUAGCGACGACAGCAGUAGCGCCAAGACGGUCGCCAUCCCGAAGAGCAUCGACAAGCCCAAGGGGGGCUUCGACGCUGCGGCGGAGAGUGCCGGCGGCGACGGCGCCCGACGGCGCGGGCGGGUAGGAGCGCUCUCGGCCCACAGGCGGCGGGGCGGCGGCGGGGGCAAGGGCGACGGCCGAGCGGCGGCGGUGGCUGCCGGUUCGAGGCUGGAGCCUCGGCGGAAGCCGGUGCUGGUGAAGACCGGCGGCGGCGGCAGCGGGGUCCAGGGGUCGCUCUCGGAGGAGCCGUCGCCGGUGCUGGAGGCCGUCGUGGCCGGUCUGAGGCGGAAGGGGAGCAACAGCAAGGGGAGGAGCAGGAGGGGCAGCGGUCUGAGCGCGGUGCCGUCGCAGCCCAUGGUCAAGAGGAAGGAGAACGGUGGGGGCAACGGGAAGGG
This is a messenger RNA of Ectocarpus siliculosus, 3386 nucleotides long. The record is from the annotation of a GenBank genome assembly. NCBI's taxonomy places the organism in Eukaryota, Phaeophyceae, Ectocarpales, Ectocarpaceae.